Molecule: messenger RNA, 624 nt
Organism: Pipistrellus nathusii (Nathusius's pipistrelle)
Lineage: Eukaryota; Metazoa; Chordata; Mammalia; Chiroptera; Vespertilionidae
Source: the annotation of a GenBank genome assembly
AUGCCGGGGCCCCGGGCGGCCACGGCGGCGCUGCUCCCGGCGGUCCUGCUGGCCGCGCUGGCGCCCUGGGCCGGCCGAGGGGGCGCCGCCGCCGCGCCCGGCGCACCCAACGGCACCCUGGAGGCCGAGCUGGGGCGCCGCUGGGAGAGCCUGGUGGCGCGCUCGCUGGCGCGCCUGCCCGCGGCCUCGCAGCCCAAGGAGGCCGCCGUCCAGAGCGGCGCCGGCGACUACCUGCUGGGCAUCAAGCGGCUGCGGAGGCUCUACUGCAACGUGGGCAUCGGCUUCCACCUCCAGGUGCUCCGCGACGGCCGCAUCGGCGGCGUGCACGCCGACACGGGCGACAGCCUGCUGGAGCUCUCGCCGGUGGAGCGGGGCGUGGUGAGCAUCUUCGGCGUGGCCAGCCGCUUCUUCGUGGCCAUGAGCAACAAGGGCAAGCUGUACGGCUCGCCUUUCUUCACGGAGGAGUGCAAGUUCAAGGAGAUACUCCUCCCCAACAAUUACAACGCCUACGAGUGCUACCGGUACCCCGGCAUGUUCAUCGCCCUGAGCAAGAACGGGAAGACCAAGAAGGGGAACCGGGUGUCCCCCACCAUGAAGGUCACCCACUUCCUCCCCAGGCUGUGA